CUUGACAAAGGUGUUCCGAACCUUUAAAGGUACCUGGUGAUGGCAGUUAAAGUGUUUUACCUGUAAAUAUAAUCGAUCAGCAUGGCAAUGCAAACUUGCACUUUAACACGUAGGGUAUGAAACGUUGAGUCUCUAUGAUCAGAUAUUAUUGUAACUUGGGUUUUUUCUAUGAUUUGGGUAACUUUUAGAUUAUUUCCAGGGAGGACUGUUAUAAUGCUGCUAGUAAUGAUUUGUUCCAUUUACAGUUUCCCUGACAGGGAGAGACAGCUUGUAGCCAAAAGUUAUCAAAUGGCCAUUAGUAAAAUAAAUAAAAGAUUUGUAAAUGCAGUUUGGUUUCUUGGCUUUCCUUCGUGCACGAUUAAUCUAAUUGGUAUUCAGAGAAGGCUGCAGUCAGGAAGGGCUAUCAUCAAUUACUUCUAGGCAGUCUAUGGAAAUACAAAUGAUUUCUGCACAUUAUCUACAUUCUACAAUAACCUCGGUUUCUAAAUCCACCCCCGCCCCCAAAUAGAUAGAGGUUCAAUACACAAAUUAUGGAAAUAAAAUGUUUUUUAGAGGCAAGGACUUUUUUGUAUGUAACUUACUACGAGAUACUUUCACUAAGGGACGUUCACUGAUACAUUUUUAUUUUAGGUAUAAGUAUUGAGGUUAAAGAGGGUUUACUUUAUAUCACCAUUUUCAAGGACAUCAUGCUAUGAAUAUAUGCGAUUCAAUUAUCAAUAAAAAUAACAUUCUUGAAAUUAUAUAUACAUAUACAAAUAAAUGCAACGUUAUUGUGCCCGGAACCUUCUGGUAGCCGUGUCUCACUCCUGCCGUGCAAGUUAGCAUGUUGCACUUCCGGUGCUUGUUUGGCUGGUAGUUUAAAAUUACAAACGCUGGCUAUAUGAAACACACUUUUAAUGCUUAAAUGGCAGCUAUACUACAUGUGGAUACCCGCCUAGGAACAAGAAGAGUCCUGUAGAGUGAACACAGAGUUGAACUUCUCUCUCUAUCGUACUAUGUUCAAAAAGAUGACUGAAUUUGGUCCAGAUUCCGGGGGGAGAGUGAAGGGAGUAACCAUCAUUAAGCCCAUUGUGUUCGGGAACGUUGCCCGUUACUUCGGGAAGAAGAGAGAGGAGGACGGACACACACAUCAGUGGUCUGUCUAUGUGAAGCCUUACAGAAACGAGGAUAUGUCUGCGUAUGUGAAGAAGAUCCAGUUCAAGCUUCAUGAGAGCUAUGGUAACCCACUGAGAGUGGUGACGAAGCCUCCGUAUGAGAUCACAGAGACGGGCUGGGGGGAGUUUGAGAUCAUCGUCAAGAUCUUCUUCAUUGACCCCAAUGAGAGACCUGUGACUCUGUACCAUCUGUUGAAGCUCUUCCAGUCAGACACCAGCGCCAUACCGAAGAAGACGGUUGUCUCUGAAUUCUAUGAUGAAAUGAUCUUCCAGGAUCCUACAGCCAUGAUGCAGCAGCUACUGACCACAUCGAGACAACUCACACUGGGAGCAUACAAGCACGAGACAGAAUUCAGUGAGCUGGAGCAGAGGACCAAGGAGAAAAUGGACGCGGCAAAGAGGAGAACCAGCCUGGAGAUCACUGAGCUGAAGGACAAACUAAAAGCCAGCAGAGAGAACAUCAACAGCCUGAAGGCAGAGAUCAGGAAGCUGGAGGAGGACGGAGACCACAAGGACCACUGAGGAACGGACAUAAUGAUUCAAAACAUUGCUGUGACAUAUUUUAUGAUCACACAUUUUGUGUUUUAAUCGUUUUUCUUUACAUGGACCCUCAGAGAAAACAUUACAAUAAUUUUUUACAUAACAUAGUUUUUAG
Gymnodraco acuticeps is the source of this 1809-nucleotide messenger RNA. Its product is annotated as YEATS domain-containing protein 4. Bases 996 to 1676 code for a protein of 226 amino acids. Lineage: Eukaryota; Metazoa; Chordata; Actinopteri; Perciformes; Bathydraconidae. The transcript is spliced from 7 exons. The record is from RefSeq and is a predicted model, not a curated record. Gene Ontology annotation, biological process: regulation of DNA-templated transcription.